GAAAAGGUACACAGAGCCAACACGCCAGCACUAGGUAGCUUCCGCCGGCGGCAUGGCGGGGCAGGGACAGCGGUUGAACGUGGUGCCGACGGUCACGGUGAUGGGCAUGAUCAAGGCGCGGCUGGCGGCGGCCACCCGCGGCCACGCGCUGCUCAAGAAGAAGUCGGACGCGCUCACCAUGCAGUUCCGAGCCAUCCUCAAGCGCAUCGUGGCCGCCAAGGAGGCCGUGGGCGACUCCAUGCGCGGCGCCUCCCUCUCCCUCGCCGAGGCGCUCUACGUCGCCGGCGGCCCCCUCCGGCAUGUCAUCCAGCAGUCCGUCACCGGCCCAGCCCGCCUCCGCGUGCGCGCUCACCACGACAACAUCGCCGGCGUCCGCCUCCCCUGCUUCGAGCACUUCAUGGACGGCGCCGGCGCGAGGGCGCCGUUGCUCGCCGGGCUCGCGGGCGGCGGGCAGCAGGUGUCAGCCUGCCGUGCGGCGCACGUCCGCGCCAUCGAGCUGCUGGUGGAGCUGGCGUCGCUGCAGACGUCGUUCCUGACGCUGGACGAGGCGAUCAAGACGACCAACCGGCGCGUGAACGCGCUGGAGCACGUAGUGAAGCCGCAGCUGGAGAACACCGUUACCUAUAUCAGGGGCGAGCUUGACGAGCAGGAGAGAGAGGAGUUCUUCCGUCUUAAGAAGAUUCAGGCCGUCAAGCAGCGGGAGCUGGAGCGCCAGAUGGAGUCCGCAAAGCUGUACGCCGGGGAGAAGGUCGCUGGCGAGGUCGCACUCAAGCGCGGCGUCUCCCUCGGCACCGCCGCCACCAUGCUGGACAAUGGAGACGGCCAGAGGGACGAAGACAUCAUUUUUGGAUACACCUGAUCCGGAAGCUAGCUACUGUGACGUAUCAGUACUAGGAGUAUUUUGCAUGCAAAAAGUCCGGUAAAAAUAUAUUGAGUUCCUCUCAUUUGAAAUUCCUUUGAAAUUUGCAGAAUACUAUUCCCUCCAUUCCUAAAUAUUUGUCUUUCUAGAGAUUUCAACAAGUGACUACAUACGAAGUAAAAUGAGUGAAUCUACAUUCUAAAAUAUGUCUACAUACAUCCGUAUAUUGUAGUCCAUUUGAAUGUCUAGAA
Triticum aestivum (bread wheat) is the source of this 1110-nucleotide messenger RNA. Its product is annotated as V-type proton ATPase subunit D. The transcript has a single exon. Lineage: Eukaryota; Viridiplantae; Streptophyta; Magnoliopsida; Poales; Poaceae. The record is from RefSeq and is a predicted model, not a curated record. Gene Ontology annotation, molecular function: proton-transporting ATPase activity, rotational mechanism. The coding region runs from base 53 to 859 and encodes 268 amino acids.